This is a messenger RNA of Durusdinium trenchii, 1368 nucleotides long. Lineage: Eukaryota; Dinophyceae; Suessiales; Symbiodiniaceae. The record is from the annotation of a GenBank genome assembly.
UCGUGUCGAACCUUACGGCUGCAAAAGUACAAAAUGAAAUGCAAGUGAUCAGACAAAAAAAGGGGCUGACUAUCAGACAUAGUUUUUCUUUUGGCCGUGCAAGUGUGCUGCGACUUACACUGUGAUUUACACUGUAAAAAGCGCCGACAUCCAUUUUUCACUGGUGCCAGCAGUAUUUUUGAAGGUUUUUUCAACAUGAAAUGCGAUAUGCAAAAAGCAUGAAGCCACACCUUGAUUGGGGAGAUGAAAAAACACCUUGUCCAAAUCCGGCAUUACUCUGUUCAUAUUCGACUUCUUCGCGCUGAUUUUUUCGAAAAAGCCGUUUGUUUGAACAUUUUUUUGCAUAAAGCAAGCGCGCUUUAUCAGAAACACAGGCAGGCUCCGCGUUUUCGACUCGUCUGACGUUUGCUUGUGUUGUUUUCGCUCAGAGAACCCCCGGUCUGCAGCCUCAAACGUUGAAGAGCUUUGUUAUGCUUUGUUCAUCUUUAACUCCUCAAAGCAUGUUUAGUCAAAAAACCAAACAUGGCCUGUUUGGGACCUCAAUGUGCAACUCGGAGGUCGAACUCCAGAUUGGCCUGAAGGACUACGACACACAGCGAGACAAGCGUUUUGCAGGCACAAUCAAGCUGCCACAUGUGCCUCGACCUCGCUUGAAGGUCUGUGUGCUGGGUGAUGCUGUGCAUUGCGAACAAGCUCAGAGGGCUAACAUCCCUUUCAAGAGCGUCGAGGACCUGAAGAAACUCAACAAGAAUAAGAAGAUGGUGAAGAAGCUGGCCGAUAGCUUCGAUGCCUUUCUGGCCUCGCAGGUGCUCAUUCCACAGAUUCCCAGAUUGUUAGGGCCUGGCCUCAACAAGGCUGGAAAGUUCCCGACUUUGGUGCAGCACUCUGACAACUUGGAGACCAAGGUGACAGAGGUGAGGAGUCAGGUGAAGUUUCAGCUGAAGAAGGUCUUGUGCAUGGGUGUGGCGGUUGGCAACGUGCAGAUGACGCCAGAUGAGCUCAGGCAGAAUUGCUUGAUGGCCAUCAACUUUCUGGUCUCCUUGCUGAAGAAGAAUUGGAACAAUGUGAAGCGCUUGCACAUCAAGUCGACCAUGGGCAAGCCUUUCACCAUCUACGGCUAAGCGAUGCCAUGCUAAGCAAAGUCGAGCAACGCCAGUCGAGCACAGUCCACGGUGAAGCCUUAAAGCCCAGUGAAAAAAACGGCGGCUGGGUAGAUAGAUUGGUAGAUGGAGGUAGUGAUGGAGGUAGUGGCGCUUCUCUUCGGCAACAUGUCGUGCUUGGACGGUGAAGUGCUUUUCUGGCUUAUCCGCUCACACAGCGAUGGGUUUGCCAAGACCACUUGGACCAUGCCAACUGCAUGUAUUACUG